Messenger RNA from Cydia pomonella (codling moth), 12184 nucleotides. RefSeq lists its product as uncharacterized. Bases 285 to 4778 code for a protein of 1497 amino acids. NCBI's taxonomy places the organism in Eukaryota, Metazoa, Arthropoda, Insecta, Lepidoptera, Tortricidae. The record is from RefSeq and is a predicted model, not a curated record. The transcript has 6 exons. Gene Ontology annotation, molecular function: histone binding.
GUGUGGAUGUAAUUGGCGCUUAACUAUUCCCUUUAGGCUGGCCAUACGACGCCUCUUUUGCUUUGACAAGAGAAGGGAUAUAUAGUCUGUGGUUUUAAUUCCAUUUCUCUCUAUUCAGCUAUUAUGGCGCCGAUAACACUAAAACAGUCUUGGCGUAUUCAAUUUUUAUUGGAAACAUAGGUUUUUUAAGGUUGUUAAUGGUAUUAAAUGUGACAGUUUUCGUUUAUUGAGUAAUUGCAAUAUCCGUAAGUUAUAGUCUGACACAGUGCAGUGCCAAAACCACGAUGGAAACUGAAGACAUUAUAGAAUUGGGGUCUUCAGAUGAAGAACCCGGACCGCCACCUCCUAAAAAGAUGAAUGUAAAAAAUGCCAUGGUUCACAUUCCUGCGAACCUCCCUGGAGUGACAAUCAAACCGCUUAAAGCCGUACCGCAGCUACCAAAACUGGGGAAAAAUAUAACCAUCACAAAAACAAGUGGCAGUUCAGUAGACAAAUCAACAAACCAAAAUCAAAAGCUACCUGCCUUUAAAAAGAAAGCAGUGGGAAAAAAAGUGCUUCAACCACCUGCCUCCAAGGGAAAAAUAUUUAACCCACUUAGUCUGCCACCUAAUGCUGCCAUCACAAAGUUAAAAACUCCUAUACAGAUAAAAAAACCUCAGCAGAAUAGACCACAACCUCUACAAAGAUUGCCACCCAGCAUCACAAUUAAGAAAACAGGGUCAGCAGCAAAGCCGUCUCCAACUAUGAUCAUGCCUCCAAAACCUAUUCUCUCAAAAACAAUUCCAUCAAAAGCUAUUAAUCCAAAAACUAUGCCAAAACAGCGGACAAACCUAAGUAAAAAGAGAAAACUGGAGGUGGUGCAAACAGUUGAACUUGAUGAUGAUGAUGCUUCUACAUCAUCUAAAAGCCCUCAGUGGUAUGUGAGACCAGAACAACACAUUGAGAUAACUAUUCAAGAAGAUAAAGUUGUACUUCAAGAAGAGGUGGCACCUAUACAAGAGGAUACAAAUAAUAAAGAGCCAGAGGUUCCUAAGUACAUUGAAAUCACAAUAGAAGAUAGUCCUGUUAAACCUGCAAAAACAAAGCGAACACGGGAACUAAGCACUGAAAAAGUAAUCAUGAUAGAUGACAGCCCCAACAAGGGUAGUGUCGUUGGCGAAGAUGUUGCUGAAGGCAGUGACAAUGAAGCAGACACUGCUAAAAAGGUCCCACAAAGUAAAAAGAAACUAGAUUAUCCGAGUGAGCUUGAAACCAUUGAAGAAAUGCGUACACUUGAAAUCGAAAUUGAACCAAUAAGUCCAGACAGUCCUAUGAAUACAAAUAAUACAAAUUCGAAGGACAGUGACAAAUCGAAAACUAAAGUGAACAAAGAAAGUGAAAUAAUUUCUUUAACACCAGACAUUAUGGAAACCGAAAAAACAUCAGUAGUAGUAGAGAUAGCACAAAACAAGCAGGGUACUAUGUCAGUCCGACAAAUCAAGCCUGUGCAGCCAAAACAGAACACUAAAGUAGCUCCAAAAAAAGAUGUUGGAUUGCCAAGUGAAUUUCAUCCUAUAUAUCAAAACUUCAUCAGCUUAUGUAUCCAAUUAGAAAACUCGAAUGAUAUGGAAAAGAUAAUUGAAAAAAAGAUUAAGCCUUAUUAUAGGCAGGCACCAAAGGAAUAUACAGAAUCAGAAGAAUUUCUUGAUAUGGUAUCUAGUAAAAUAACAGCUAUGGAGGCUGCCCCAGAAAAAAUGUAUUUGUACAUCAAAGACAUUGUUGAUGAGUUGAAUUUACAACGAAAGUAUAUGAAACAAGUUCCAGUAGAAGAAGCCAAGUCCAAAGAUGUGGACAAAGACAGUUUUCUAUAUGGAAAAGAAAAUGAAUUGGAUCCUAACAAGCAGAGACAGAUUCGGAAAUUAGAAAAGACACUUAAGAAACUAAACCGAGCCAUUCAGAAACUUGAAGCCCAAGAAGUAGACUUUGAUGAUGAAGAAGACUCUGUUUAUUUACUUACUGAAAAGUAUAAAGAAAGAAUGGUACGAGUGCACGCCAAGUUUUGUCAACUGACAAACACUAAGCUGCCUUCGCAACCCCGGAUCUUGAUAGAGCCCCGGCCCGGGCUCUCGGCAGCGCCGGCGAAGCGCCUGGAGGCGUGGAUCAAUAAGAAGAAUACUGUAACAUUUCCCGACUUUCACGACGUAUUGCGCUGUGUCAGGGAGGCCAAUGAGAUUGAUAAGCUUGGCUGGAGUGAGGCGUUCAUAAUGGAAGAAGCUAGAGAUCUCUUUGUGCGAUGCGGUAGAAAGUUACAGAGACGCAGACAAGAAAAUGAAUGGCGAUUAGCUACCUCUAGAAUUACCGUGAACAGCGAUCCUGCCGAGCAAAGUGAUGAACUUAAGAAGCAAUUGGAAGCUAAUCGCCGGCUGGCAAACACGAAGGAAACCGAAGUAUUUGAUAAAUUCUGCGACAGACAAAGUCAGUUAAAACUGGAGGCUGAAGAGAUAGAUGAUAAAGACGCUGAAGAAUCUCCAAUCGAGAGUGAGGAGGAAGAUAAUGAUGACGAUUCCUCUCUAGAAAGCAAACAAAGACGGAAAGACAGACUAAGAAGGCUGCUACAAGAACAAUCCAAAAAGAACAUUCCAAAUAAAGUUCAAACUGAAGAUAAUACAAAAAGAGAAGAAGAAUGCGUCAUAGAGUCUGUCGAGAAAAAAGAAGAACCUCAGAGCAAAUCUGAAGUAGUCAAUGAAGACGACAAAAUACAAAGCUUGAGUGAUGAUAGUAACGAAAUUGGUUCAGACAUGGAUGAACUACACUUGUUACAGAAAUUACAUUCUGACUGUGAGAUACGCACUGUCUCUUCGUCAUCUGAUUCAGAAACUCCUAUAGCUAUUUCGGAUACUUUGGACUCAAGCUCUGACAAUGAACAACCAAUACAGCAGCAGCCUACUGACGUAAUAAGUAUAGAAAAUUCGAGUUAUUCUGAUGAUUCUGAUGCUGACAAAAAUGAUGCCUCAAACAUAAAUAAAAAGUACACAGUUGCGAGUGGAGAUUUAAUGGAGGAAAGUAAAGAAAUUGAAUGUUCCUCUUCAAGUGUUGUGAAAAAUACACAUUUUACGGAUGCUGCCAUAGAAAAUACAGUCCUUACUUCAUCCGACGAUGGAAGCAAUCUUGAUGACAAUACCAAUUCCGGAAAGAGCGAUAACUCGUCAAAAGUAUCGUUAAAAGAAGGGCCAAUGUUAGACAAGGAUUAUGAACACAGUAUUACGUCAGAAAGCGCUGAACUCGGUAUCAAUGAUGUUGCAAAACGAAGUGAUGCUGAAGAUGAACAAAGUACGAAUUCGGAUAUAAUUGAGAAUCCUGGAUCAUCUGCUUCAUCUGGGCAAUAUGAGGAACUCCUCAAAGAACAUAAUGCUGAUCCCCUUCUAAAACGGCCAGAUUUAAUUGCGCGAGACCCUUCGGAUGAGCUGUUUGAUAGUAUGGUAAUUAAACAUUACAAUGAUCCUCUUGUUAAGAAACAUCUCAAGGGCUCAGAUUCAUCUAAUGGUGAAGAUCCCGAAAAUUCGAACUCUGAUACUCAAUCCACAAUUGCAACUGAAACAGCAGAAGAGGCCAAGAAAGACUUGAUAGAAACUUCAGUAGACACUGAAGAAUUCCUGAAUUUAAAUUCACCAUCAGUGCAAAUAGUUGAUAAAUUAAUUGAUAAACUGAAACAGUCUGACGGAUCUCAAAGUAGUGAUGAACUUCUAAUGAAAAUUGAUCAAGAGAUUGGCUUGAAUACCGAAGCUAUGUCCCCAGUAACGUUAGAGCUGGAAAAAGCGGUCGGUCUUGCCAGACAAACCAAAGCGUGGCCGCGGUUUAAAGAUGAAUGUUCAUCUAUGAGCUCUGCCGAGGAUGAAAAUAUAGGUGAUAAUUCUCAGUCAAUACCGCAGAAUACGAAUGAUUCUAAAAUUUUGGAUGGAAUUGAAAUCGCGCAAAGUGAAGCAAGUCCAGCUAUAGAUACAAAAGAUUCUGAAGUUUUUGACAAUGAAACUACCAACUGCGCACGUAAAACUAAAGAUAGCACGCAAAGUAUUAAUAUUUCUGGCGAAGUCAAUAGCGCGGGCGCUUCUUGUUCUACAAAUAUAAACCAAUUGUCGGAUAAAAUGGAUGUCUCACGCCCAGCUAUUCAUGAAGAAUCAAUAGAUACCGUUACAUGUACUUCCGAAUCUGCAAAACAUGCACCUAGUGACUGUGACAUUGCAGAUAUUGAGAUGGGUUCUAUUGAACCAAAUAUUGAGGGUUAUGAAUCUACUAAUGAAAUAUCUGAGCCAAUGGAGAUUGGGACAGAUUUUACAGAAGAAAAAGAUAUUGAACAAGCGAAGGAAUCAGAAUUGGACGAACGUAUUAAUAAUGUAGCAUCCAUAGCAAACGAAGAUGAUGUACAUUUGCCAUCUAAGAAAAAUUGUGAGCUUGAUAACAUGUCUGAACUUGAAGCCCCCGAAACCCCAGAAAACCCCAAAAGAAAGCCCGAAGAAAACUCAGGUGAUGCAGGAGACUCUGUGAAGAAGAUUUUGAAUUCCAACAAUAGACCUGAAAGUAGUAUUGGUAAUGGAAGUGAAGUGAAUGGAAAUUUAAAUAUUAAUAUGGACAUUACAGACUUACUUGGUAGUGAUACUAUUUUAUGUCCAAAAAUUGGAGAUGAUUUAGACCUGGAUCAUUUAAAUGAGCUACAGUCAGCAGAAAAAGGAGAGUGUGAGGAAAAAUCAGUCCCUAGAACAAUUUCUAGUAUGUGUUUGCAAAGUACUGAGAGUAAUAAUUAAAUCUGAUAAUUGUAAGUAUAGAUAAUAUACUAGUAUGAAUGCAUUUACUAAAUUCAGAGUCACAUAUGAUGGUCAGGUUACGUCUAAGAAUGUUUUGUAUGAGGUAGCUUUUUGUUAUAUGCAAUUUUCUUGUCAUCGAAUGAGUUUUAGCCAUGCCACGAGACCCUGUAUUUAAAAAGAAAAUGCAAAGAAACAAGUUAUGUCAAACCAGUUCCGGUAUUUAUAUUGAGGAUCGUGAUGUCACCGAGCGAUACAGAAAUUUCACUAUACUUUCGACGAUUCAAGUAAGAAACAAAACACACUUACACCUGUUGACAUUAUAACAGGAGUUUAUAAAUAUUAAUUUUGAAUCAACUGAUUCAUCUUCAACAAUCACUUUAAUUUCAAUCUACAUUUCAUUUAUAUUUAAAAUUAGUGUUCACGUUUGCGGAUGUGUAUUAAUUGAGAUUACCGCGAUAUGGAAUUGAUCAAAUAUCGGGAAUGAGCACUUUCCGUGCAUAUGUCGAAAUUAUAAAGGGUCAUAUGUUCUGUAAAACGUUGUACGAUACAUGUGCGAAUAGGCAAUUCGCAACUCGUGUCCAUUUAAAACACUCCCUUCGGUCGUGUUUUAAUAUAUCGCCACUCGUUGAGAAUUUCCUAUUUUUCGCACUUGUAUGUACUAUUACGAUACAAGUGCAGAAAAUAGGAAAUUCUCAACGAGUGGUAUAAUUACCUAUUCGCACAUGUAUUGUACUAAGUUUUACAGUACAUAUGUUCGACACAGUAACGUAAUAUGCUAAUUUUCGUACUAGUGCGGUAAAGUAGCACCAUAUGUACUGUAAUAGUACAUUACGACACAGUAACGUAAUAUGCUAAUUUUCGCACUAGUGCGGUAACGUAGCACCAUAUGUACUGUAAUAGUACAUUACGAUACAAGUGCGAAAAAUAGGAAAUUCGAAACGAGUGGCGAUAAAUUAAAACACGACCGAAGGGAGUGUUUUAAAUCGACACGAGUUGCGAAUUACCUAUUCGCACAUGUAUCGUACAACGUUUUACAGUACAUAUGGCCCUUUAAAUGUUCGACACAGUAACGUAAUAUGUAAAUUUUCGCACUAGUGCGGUAAAGUAGCACCAUAUGUACUGUAAUAGUACAUUACGAUACAAGUGCGAAGAAGAGGAAAUUCAAAACGAGUGGCGAUAAAUUAAAACACGACCGAAGGGAGUGUUUUAAAUCGACAUGAGUUGCGAAUUACCUAUUCGCACAUAUAUCGUACAACGUUUUACAGUACAUAUGGCCCUUUAAAUGUUCGACACAGUAACGUAAUAUGCUAAUUUUCGCACUAGUGCGGUAAAGUAGCACCAUAUGUACUGUAAAUAACUAUUAUGAUUUAACCUUGAAUAUUUAUUAUCUCAUAAAUAUUUUAGGAAAAAAUGCCUAUAUUGCAAAUGAUUUGUAAACCUGCCUUUAUUCUAUCACUACACUUUAUAAACCAAAGUCCCCCGCCGCGUCUGUCUGUGUGUAUGUAUGUUCGCGAUAAACUGAAAAACUACUGACUACGGUUUUCGCCUAUCAAUACAGUGAUGAGUGAAUUAGUUUAGGUGUAUAAUUUGUUAAGGUUUUGUGUUACCUGUGCGAAGCUGCGGCGGGUCGCUAGUUCUUCCUAAUUCUGAAUAUUACUGAAUGGCCUGUAGUACUAAAAAUGUAUGGCAUUGGAAAUAAAAUAAAAAUGAUAAAUUUAAAUAUGAUUAUUUCUGUGCUCAAUUUAUUACCUAUUUAAUUAGGGUACCGCAUAUACUUCGUUAGACAGUGUGAAUACAUAAAUUUUAGACUAGUGUUAUGUUACUUUGAAUUGCUAUGUUAUUGCUAAGACAUUAUUCCAAAAUGCUCAUUUAGUCAGUUCGGCUCUAAAAGUGACCAUUAAUUUCAUUUUAUCUUAAUAUUCGCUCUAAAUCAUAUAUGUGAAUAUGGCAUUUUCUUGGGAAUCGUGGGAUGUCCUGUAUAUAUUAUAUUGGCUCGUACAGCAACUUUUGAUACAAACCAAAAAGUAGGUUUAAUUACAUGAUCCUUAACCUUUUUAUAACCGAUGGGAUAUCGUAGAUAAGCAACGGAUGAGCUACGGAACUAAGUAUAAGCUAACGAAUCAAAAAUGAAGCAUUUCUAUUAGGAAUAGAAUUGUUUUAAUGACUGUGUUCUAUCGAGGGGUAGCGACGGCAAAAAAUGAAAGUCCGUGAAACGAAAAUUUGUAGGAGGUGCCUUUGGAGUGAAACUACAAUCUUUACGAAAUAUUUUUAUACGUUUCGUGGAGGGGGUAAUACCUGGUGUGUGAUGACUUGAAGAUUGCUUCUAUUGGUGUAUAGUCGAUGGCUGAAAAUGUCUGUAUACCCGUGUUUGUGGGUAUAUCUCACGUCACUAAUAUUGAUUGAUAGCGUUUAGGUAGGUAUAUUUUAACAUGUGUUGUGUCAUGUGUAAUCAUGCACAUGCAUGAACCAUAGCCAAAUUAUAGUAUUUUACAAACAGCAUGGGCACACAUGUCAUCUCAAUACAGUUUUGUGAGAUUUUGCGUUUUAAGGUUAUAAAUUGUAUUGAAUACAUGUGUCACCGUUACCCAUGCUGUUUAAAAAAUAAUAUAAUAUGCGAGGAGAGACUCAAGAUGAUUAGCUAGUUUAUACUUUUUAUUACAUAAUUGACGUAAUAGUCUAUGGAUGACGUAUAAGUCAAGAUGUCAGGCCGAUUUGGGGUAUUUUGAUAUUCGUUCGCCCGAUGUGAUGAAAUUAAGGUGUGAUCAUGGACCUAGAAUACUAAGGACGUUUCGCUAAAACACAAAUAGAUCCCAUCAUCCACCAAUUUUCUAGUAUAUACGCGUGACACACUCACAUUGACAGUUAUCUCUAUGGCCUCAUCCAUCAAUCUGCCGUCAGUCGAAUUGAAACGUCAGUGCAUUAAUUGUUCGAAGAAAAAAAUUAAGUACGUAGGCAUGCGUCGUUGAAUGUUGCGAAAAUUAUACCGAUCGAAAGAAAAAAAAGGCAGGAUAAAUUUUCAUAUAUAAGUUAAACAAUUAUCACAUUAUCUUUAGUAAAAUACGAUAUUAAACCAUGAAGUUAAAGUGGAGGGCGCUCUCACUUUUUUGCCAUACUAAAUUGAACCUUAUCCCCGAGCUACAAAGGUGUUCGUACCAAACUAGGGAAAAUGUACUCAAUCCGCCUAGGUAUACAUUCGUGACACGCACACAUUGAAUCCUUCCGCCGUUGCAGUGUCACAGCUGGUCGUCAGUUGCGCGGCCUCUGUCAAAUUGUUCCUCUAUGGGUGUGAUGAUGAUGAUAAAAUCUUCUUUAAGUUAGUCCAUUUAGCAAUUAAAUUGUCGGGAAAAUCCAUAUUCCCUAGUUUUAAAAUAGAAAGCAAGAAAUAAAUUUAAUUUUUAAUGUCAUUAUGCUUUAGUUUUAUAUAUCCACUCACUUGCUUCAUAUUUUUCAGUGACUUCUAUUAUUAUUAUAAUAAAAUAAGGGUGACAGCUGGUAACCACAGUUACCAAAAGCAAGUGAGUGGUUAAGUAUGUGAAAAAUCUCCCUACCUUGCAUGGGCAGACGAGACGUGGCCCGUAAAUGGAUUGCGAUAACGCUGAAUUUAAUGUUUUCGUGGUACAAAAUGUAAUCACACGAGUUUUUGAAUUAGUACCUGCAGCAGGUAUAAACUUUUUACCAUUGCUGUAAAGUUCGCUAAACUAAAAUCGAUUGAAAAAUACCACAAAUCGGACUGAGAGUAUAAAUUUGUACGUUAGGUCUGAUUUCCAUGUCCGAUCGAGUUCACGAAGAUCUUUAGGAACAUCCUAAAAUAUAUUUACACGACGAGCCAGGCGAGCUGGAUACGUCAGUCGGUUUAAUCAUCGUUUUACGCUUCUAACACACUGACAAUAAGGUCGUGUAAAUAUAUAUUUGAAGCGUUGGUUUGUGACCGACUGACGUAUGCAGCUCGCCUGGCUUGGCCCUACGUGGAAAUAGAGCCUUAUACUACAGAUACCACGAAUAUUCGACAACUAUUCGGUAUUCGGCCACUUUGCCGAAAGUAGGUAUUCGGCCAAAGUUCGGCUACUAUUCGGCCGAAUACCGAAUACUUGUUGCACCUAAGUACCUAAAAUAAAAAAAUACACAAUAAAAAUCACCGAAAACCACUAUAAUACGAAUAAUCGGAAAGUUAUGAAAUACGAAUACCCGUUUUUUAAGCAUAUGUUGAUUACAAUUAAUAUUAUUUUCAUCAUGGGUCUGAUUUGAUUGACUCUUACCACUCACUGAUUCUGAUCAACAAAAAUGAAAUGUAAGUAAACGUUGUGUAAUAUUCGGUAUUCGGCCCAACCCAAUAUUCGGGGCAUCUCUAGGUAGAGACUAGAGGCCAGGUAUAAGGUUAUACUUAAGUACAUAUUUUGUCCAGAUUACAUUGUAGGUACAAUCAGCGUCAAAUACUUUGUAGCAGCCAAAGUGGCCAAAUAGUUCGGUACACCACACUAAAUAUAUGGUGUAUUUGACGCUGACUGUACAUCUGGCUUCGCUUCCAUUGAUUAGUUACAUAAUUUUUCAAGAAUAAUAUAAAAACAAAGCCAAUAAAAUUUGUUGUGAAUGGGGAGGCGGCUGCCAAACUUUGCUACUAGGUGGCGCCACUAGAGUUUGUGACAUCAUGGCAGUAGUUUGGCCCCACCUUUUUUAUUAUUAUUAUGUCUGUCUUUACAAAUUCUCGGGACCUAUGGGGUCCCGGACAUUUGGAAGGCGUGCGUGGCGCCGAAGCCAACACGUAGAGGCCCCUUGUAAUAAGACAAUUUACUCUAAAUGUAACGUGACACCAACCGACGAUCAUCCCUGUUCACACUAUAGCAGUGCACCCAAGGACAAGCCCCGGUUAGUGUAGGACUAUUGUAAAAAAAGGGUACCAAAAUAAACCGGGCUAUUGGGUUGAGUUGCAAGUGGACUGGUAACCGGGACUAUGGAGAAUACUAUGGCACCUGCCCUGAUCAUAUGUUUUAAAAAUAAUAACCGGCCAAGAGCAUGUCGGGCCACGCUCAGUGUAGGGUUCCGUAGUUACUCUUCCGCCACAAUAAGCUAAACUGGAGCUUAAAGUAUAGUAAAUUGUUAACCAAGGGAUGAAACGGUACCUUUCACCCGAAUUAAACAAAUAGGCAAAUUUUCAUAAUCAGUACCUAAUUAAAUUAAGUCUUUUUACUAUGAAGGGAAAACUUUUUGCGAUAACUCAAAAACAGCUAAACUGAUCAUAUCUGCUAUAGUUUUCAUUUAAUGUCUUUCUUAAGCUCUACCCCCACGAUUUUUUUCAUAUUUUUUGGACCUAUGGUUCAAAAGUUAGAGGGGGGGGGGGGACACAUUUUUUUUUCUUUCGGAGCGAUUAUCUCCGAAUAUAUUCACUUUAUCAAAAAAUGUUUCUUGAAAACCCCUAUUAGUUUUGAAAGACCUUUCCAACGAUACCCCACACUCUAGGGUUGAAACGAAAAAAAAAAAUCACCCCCACUUUACGUGUAGGGGAGGUGCCCUAAAAAAAAAAUUUUUAGAUUUUAUUGUACGACUUUGUCGGCUUUAUUGAUUUAUAUAUCCAUGCCAAAUUUCAGCUUUCUAGCACUAACGACCACGGAGCAAAGCCUCGGACAGACAGACAGACAGACAGACAGACAGACAGACGGACAUGGCGAAACUAUAAGGGUUCCGUUUUAUGCCAUGGCUACGGCACCCUAAAACACGACAAAAUGGGCAGGUGGUGACUUGCCAACUCACAAUAUGGGUCCCCGAAAACGGCCGCUCGCACGGAGCGACAAGGGGACAACAUUGCGUGAGCGGCUCAGGGUGUUAAUGGAAAUGUGAGUUACCACAAUCAAAUAACUUUUGUAUUAAUUUAACUUUUAUAUUUAUGUACCGGUCUAAAUAGUUUUUUUAAUAUUAGACAUGAUCAGAGGUGGGAGCUUUGAAUCUGCAUUGAUAUCUCUGUAAGAAUUUACAUCACAGGCGAAUUCUGUUGGUGCCUCAUAAUCGACAUUUAAUUCUGGAUUUAAUUGAUAAUUAUUAUUUUGGUCGUAAUAGUAUUUUACAGUACAUAUGGGGCUACUUUAUAGCACUAGUGCGAGAAGUAGCAUAUUACGUUACUGUGUCGAACAUUUAAAGGGCCAUAUGUACUGUAAAACGUUGUACGAUACAUGUGCGAAUAGGUAAUUCGCAACUCGUGUCGAUUUAAAACACUCCCUUCGGUCGUGUUUUAAUUUAUCGCCACUCGUUUCGAAUUUCCUAUUUUUCGCACUUGUAUCGUAAUGUACUAUUAUGCUACAGUUGUAUAAGAAGGGUCAAAAAAGGCGAGUGGCGUGAGUUACGCGGAAUACGCCACGAGCAUUUUUUGACCUACUUAUACAACGUUGCAUACAAUACUUUUCCUACGAGUCAACAAAAAUAAAUCUUAAUUUAGGAAAACAAAGCAAAAGUAUAUAGCCAAGACGCGCGAGCAUACCUUGUUACGCGCCCCGCCCGCCGCGGCCCGGCCGGUCAGCGACACCUUCUCGUAACUCAUGAGGCCCUGGUACUUCCUUGCUAAAUAAAAUUUUUGGACAGUUUUUUCUCAACUUUGGCCACCGUAGCCUACGGAGACUAACAAGCAACGCUAAGCGGUCUUCGUAGUCUAUGGGUGUUGCAUAAAAUACUAAAAUGGUUGAUAUUGUACAUUUUCCAUGAUAUUUUACGCAUAAUAUUUUCGAGUGAAAACAGUACAUAGCCAAAUAUACUUAACCUUUAUACGAGUUUUUUUUUCCCUUUUACGGAUGCCUUGCGUUCUCGUAAAAGUGCUUUUAACUGUGUUACAGUCAGACGUCCAUAUUUUUCAUGAGGAUCCAUUAUAUUGCGUUAAACAGACUAUUAUUACGUACAGUCAGCGUCAAAUACUUUGUAGCAGUCAAAGUGGUCAAAUAGUUCGGUACACCAUAGUAAAUAUAUGGUGUACCGAACUAUUUGACUACUUUGGUUGCUACAAAGUAUUUGACGCUGACUGUACAUAAAAGUAUCCUACAUGCUCCUGUCAAAACAAAACUUUUUAUUUGAAUGGCUUUGAAACUUUAUCCGACAGUUUCUCGGCCUCAGAUACAAAGUUUAAUACUCAUACAGAGAGUUUUAUUAAACAUUGGUUCAUUAAAUACAAUUUUUUUAAGUUAUACAUUUCAUACAACGAGUAGGUCGAGUUGUCUCAAACUCUAGUGGCGCCAUCUACUUUCAGCCGCCUUCCCCAUUGUUACUUAUUGUAUUGAUUGUAAAUCCUAGACGCUGUCGUCGAUUUAGAGAUGUACUGUUUUUUUUUAAUUCUAAAUUACAUAAUAUGAUAUAUACAGUAGGAUACCUGUCAAAUAUUCGUGUAUCCAUGAUAAUAUUAUGUGUAAGAAAUACAUUUAUUUGCUAUGCUA